AGUGAUGCUACUUUAUUAAUAUACUUUGAUAGAAUCUAUCUCAAUCACAAUAUCGCCAACCACAAGACAAUAUUUUGCUCUCAAUACAAAAUGUAUGAAAACUCAUUGUCGAUAGCGGUUGUAGUUCCAAUUGUAAUUAAGCUGUAAUGUUCGUGACAUACAUGACGUGAAAAUGUAAAAAAGUGACUGCUUUUGAUGUAAAUACGACAAAAAUUAAUAAAAAUAAAACUAUCAACCAGAAAUAAUACAAAAUUCUUCUUGUUAACAAGAAAAGCAGAUACCAAAUAAAAUUAAAUGAUGAGGCGUGUUAAGAAAACAACAAAUGAACAAUUUGAUUUGUUAAAAGCUGAAAUGGCUUUGCAUCCAGCGGCAGCCCGUGGUUAUGGUGUGGGUGCCCAACGAGCGGUGGUAGAUGCGGAAUGGAAAGAUAUUGUGGAUAAAUUAAAUGCUCUUGGUCCACCGGAACGUACUAUGACGGAGUGGAAAAAGGUCUGGUCCGAUGUCCGUUUGCGCAUUAAAAAACAAAGUCUGAAAAAAGCCAAAAAGAAUAAAACACAUAAAAAAGAAAAACCCCAUCCAGAAGAAGAUCAGCUAAUGGAAGCUUUAAAUAGUUCAAUCUCAAUAUAUGGUACAAAUAUUAAAACCGAACUUAAUGAACACAAUCAGGAAGUCGCCGCCACACAAGACAAUCAUGAAUCCUACGAACAGUUUGAAGCGGCUCAAGAACAUAAAGUAAUAGAUAACAAUAUGUUUUAUAAGAUUUUAGAUGCCACAACACCAUAUCAAAAUGAUAUGGAACAAACCAUUAGUACGGUACAACAUCAAUUGGAGACACAGGAGAAAUUAAUGACACAACUGUUGAAAGUUACCACAAAUAUGUCGGCAUUAAUGGCCAGACAUUUAAAGGCGGUGGAAAAGAAAAAUUCCCUAAUGGAAAGACAAUUGAAAUUAAGUGAAAAUCAUAAUGCGUUUUUAAGACGACAAGCGACGAGAAGAAAAUUUAAAGUCUGGUCCGAUUUACGUCUGCGCAGCAUUAAACGUCUAAGCGAUGAAUUCACUCCUAAACCCAAAAAUGCUGAAUCCAUUUACGCUUCUUAUGGCGAUAACAAUGAACACAAUUCCUAUCUAUCACCCACCAACUAUCACGAUGAAUCUCAAAAUGAAGCUGAUGAAUCUUAUGACAAUCCCCUCGAAGCCGCUGAAGAAGAUGAACUACAUAAUACAGAAAAACAUUUUUUCAAUUCAUCACAUGAAGUCAACAAUUCCUACGACAAUAACUCUCUGGAAGAGAAACCGAAUGAGGUGUAUCAUCAAACUAAUUCCAAUAGUUAUCACUCUGAACGUUUAUCGCCACAUGACGCUGUCCAGGUGCAGUUGAGUCAGGAGAAAAUGAACUAUUUGGGUCAGACCCUCAACAGCCUGGAGCAACAAAUGAAAAAUCAAAAUAAAAUUAUGGAACAUUUAACGAAAAUUACCUCAAAUUUGGCAGAGUUAAUGGAACGACAUGUUACGGGUUUGGAAAAACAAAAUACCAUAAUGGAACGUCAACUGAAAGCAACGAAAUGUCAUAAUUCGUUUUUAAGACGGCAAGAGGCUUCACGUAGAAAAAUUCGUAUUAUGAUGAGCAACCGUCAAAGAAAUAAGGAGAGUUGCAAACGUUGGCGAGAAAAGUUAAAGGAAGACGAAACAAAAUUCCACAGUAAUAGAUUAAAGAACAAUGAAAGAAUGAGAAUUCAUAGGCAAUUGUUGAAAGAUAUGGCUAAAGGAAACGACGAUCUAAUUGAAGAGAAAAGGCGUUAUGAUCGUCUACGUAAGAGACGUUAUAGAGAGAAGCUUGCCAAAAUGCGAAUUGCAAAACAAGCAAUGGAUGAUAGCUCAGGACCACCAAACUACAAAAGGACCACAGACAAGCAGUACAGCUUAUUGAAACACAAAAUGGCAAUACUUACGAAUCAAAUGAAAAAUGCCAAUAAUGUUGGUUCUUAUAAGAAGCAUAAUAUCUAUUGGGAAGAAUUAACGCAAAGUUUAAAUAAGCUAGGACCACCCUAUCGCACAUUACAACAAUGGAAAAAGGUUUGGUCUGAUUUUAGACGAGCGGAGAAUAGAAGAAAAUUUAAAUCGAAAUCUGUUAGUAAUACACAAUAUGAUAAGCCAGAUAACAGCUAUAAUAAUAGUGAAGAGGAAGCGGAGGAGUCUACAGAAUACCGAUACGAAAGUGUCCCCUCCAGCGAAUUAAAGCAAACUAUAAAACAGAAAAUGAGGACUAUAAUGGUCGGCAUAACAACCAACCAAUGCAAGCCACUUUUGCUAAUGAAUAUGACAAUGAGUAUUCCUAUCCGGAUGCAGAACCUUGAAGAAUCUUAUGCAGAUGAUACACAAUUAUUUAUACCCGAAGAAACCUCUUGCAAUUCUAUUAGUUAUGGUCAGUCUAAUGUAAAACAACCAACAGCGCAACAACAAAUACCUUUUCAACAGCCGAGGAAUAUACAAUUCCCUAAUCCACCUCCUCUGCAACCCUCCAAUGCCCGUAUCUUAGAUCAAACUUUUUUUACGCUACAGAACCAAAUGGAACAUCAGACCAAACUAUUAGAACAUCUAUCACAAAUGUCCAGCACCAUGGCUAAUCUAAUGGAACGUCAAGUUUUGGCUAUAGAGAAACAAACCGAAGCCAUAAAACGUCAAGCUUCUGCUACGGAAUAUCAUACACGAACCAUGAAUAAUUUUAUUGAUAUGAUUAGAGAUAAAAUGCUAAAGGGAAGUUCGUCACAGAAAGCGGCUAGUUCCACAGCGAAUUUAGCAAACAAUAUUUUGUAGAUUUUGAUAUUAGUUAUUAUUUUUUUACUAUUAAUUUAUUAUAAUUUGUUUAGUUAUUAAUUUAUUUAUGAAUCUGUAAUCUGUAAUAUUAUACAGAGCAUUUAACUUUAUAUACUUUUAUUAAUAAAUGUGUUAUUUAA
Molecule: messenger RNA, 2954 nt
Organism: Lucilia sericata (common green bottle fly)
Lineage: Eukaryota; Metazoa; Arthropoda; Insecta; Diptera; Calliphoridae
Product: rac guanine nucleotide exchange factor JJ-like
Source: RefSeq, a predicted model, not a curated record